This is a messenger RNA of Nycticebus coucang (slow loris), 1490 nucleotides long. It is a transcript of the gene HNMT, whose product is annotated as histamine N-methyltransferase. NCBI's taxonomy places the organism in Eukaryota, Metazoa, Chordata, Mammalia, Primates, Lorisidae. The transcript has 7 exons. Gene Ontology annotation, molecular function: N-methyltransferase activity. Bases 149 to 1027 code for a protein of 292 amino acids. The record is from RefSeq and is a predicted model, not a curated record.
AGGAAGUGAUUUGAAUGCAGUUUGUUUUCAUGACUUUCUGAACUUAAGGAGUAAAACAAGUUUUAGCAGUGGAUCUACUGCCUUGCUUUAGUACCUCCAUUUCUUAUCAAAUAACUGUGUAGGGGUUAAAGUACCAAGAAAACCAAAUAUGGCAUCUUCCAUGAGGAGCUUGUUUUCUGACCACGGCAGAUACGUGGAAGCUUUUCGGAGGUUUCUCGACAGUUCCACGGAACACCAGUGCAUGCAGGAAUUCAUGGAUAAGAAGCUGCCAGGAAUAAUAGCAAGGAUUGGAGACACAAAACAAGAAAUUAAGAUUCUAAGCAUAGGUGGAGGUGCAGGUGAAAUUGAUCUCCAAAUUCUCUCCAAAGUCCAGGCUCAAUACCCAGGAGUUCUUAUCAACAAUGAAGUUGUUGAGCCAAGUGCUGAACAAAUUGCCAAAUACAAAGAGCUCGUAUCCAAGACAUCAAACCUCGAAAACAUAAAGUUUGCUUGGCAUAAUGAGACAUCAUCAGAAUACCAAAAUAGAGUAAUAGAGAAAAAAGAGCUUCAGAAGUGGGACUUUAUUCAUAUGAUUCAGAUGCUGUAUUAUGUAAAAGACAUCCCAGCUACCUUGAAAUUCUUCCAUAGUCUCUUAGGUGCCAGUGCUAAGAUUCUUAUUAUUCUUGUGUCAGGAACCAGUGGCUGGAACAAGCUGUGGGGAAAGUAUGGAUCCCGCCUUCCCCACAAUGACCUCUGCCUGUACGUCACAUCGUCACACCUCACUCAGACGCUGUGCAACCUGGGAUUGAAGUAUGAAUGCUAUGACCUUCUGUCAACCAUGGACAUAUCUGACUGUUUUGUUGAUGGCAAUGAAAAUGGAGACCUGCUUAUGGAUUUUUUGACUGAAACUUGCCACUUCAGCACAACAGCACCACCUGAUCUCAAAACAGAAAUUCUGAAAGAUCUACAAGAGCCCGAAUUUAGUGUAAAGAAAGAGGGGAAGAUUCUUUUUAAUAAUACUCUGAGUUUCAUAGUGGUGGAGGCAUAACUAUCAAUCAUUUAAGAGUAUCUUCGAAAAUUAAAUGUUGAACAAUGUUGAUCAUUCAUUUUCACAUUAAAAUUAAAAAUACAUCUCAAUGCAGAUAAAGCAUAAUUUCUUAUAUAUGAAAUCUAGAAAAUUGCAAGACAUUCUGGAUUUCCAUGUAGAAUGUAUGGGAAUAUGGGAUACUGACAAUUUUAUCUUGUCCCUUCUCCAAGUAGAGAGAUCACACAUAGGCUAAAUACCACAUAAGUUGGAAAAAUGAGAAAACUGAAUUUCACUGACAUAUUAAUAAUAAAAGCCUUACAUUUGCUGACUGCCUGGAAUUUUCUAGAAUAUUAAUAAAAUAUUACACUAUGGAUUCCUUAAAUAUCAUUAAAGUACAUAUUUAUUGAUACUUUGAUCAGUAAAAAGUAUGUUCAUUGAUUUCAUUGAUUUUUUCCCCUUUUGUGAAUAAAUAUUUGUCCUUGAA